CGCGCCUACUCCUCAGUGCGCAUGCCCCGUGCGAUCCUCGCGCCUCCCCGCUACGUCACGGUUUAAAACGAAAUGCGGUUCGUAGUUUCAUCCAUUCGCCCGCCUCACAGUCACAGUCGUACCAUCGUUCGCCGCGAGAGGUCUUCUUCGGUCCACACAGAGUUUACGACAUCUGCGGACUGUCGUCCGACCCUAUUUAGUCGAGUACUCGAAAGGGAGCGUGGUAGCGCCGGUAUCGAUCUAAGCGCUUCUCGUAGCCGCUCGUGCACGAGGCUCUCUCGGGAUAUUCGGCUAGCGAUCGUCGUCGGCGCCGGCCUUUUCGCGGUGUUUACGCGCCGCUUCUACCCGUUUCAUUCGCGUGAUGAUACUCGUUCGAGUUAAUUGAUAGCGCGCCGCACGCACCUGCAACUAGACGACUGACGGCUACGACUGCUCUACUCGCGCCAACUUCAUCGAUUCACACCAACAAAAACUUUCGAAGUCAAAAUGGGCUGCUUCGUUAGUAAAGAUAAACUCACCAAAGAGGAUAUGGAUUUCCUCAAGACGCAUACAUCUUAUGACGAGACUACCAUCAAAGAAUGGUACAAAGGAUUCAAGCAAGAUUGCCCCAACGGCCGUCUGACACCGGCAAAGUUCGUGGACAUGUACAAGAUGUUCUUCCCAUCCGGCAACGCCGUCGAGUUUUGCGACCAUGUCUUCCGCACCUUCGACAUGGAUAGGAAUGGAUACAUUGACUUCAAGGAAUUCCUACAGGCGAUCCAUGUCACUUCCAGCGGAACCCCCGAGGAAAAACUCAAGUGGGCUUUCCGCAUGUAUGAUGUCGAUGGCAACGGAGUUAUUGACAUCCAAGAAAUGACCAAGAUCGUCCAGGCGAUCUACGAUAUGCUUGGCGCUUGCUCCAGCAACAGGCCGGCCGAUUCCGCUGAGGAGCGCGCUAAGAAUAUCUUCGCGAAAAUGGACGAGAACAACGACGGCCAGCUCACUCAGGAGGAGUUCCUCAAGGGAUGUCUCCAGGAUGAGGAGCUGUCAAAGAUGCUUGCACCCUAAGCUGGGGCAGCACACUAUAGCCGCAGUCCGGUCGCACAAAAACACUUUUACUUUUUACUUAGCGAUAAUCCGAUGGCGCUCAUUAGUUCACUCUUUUAAUUUCAGGCAAACGUAUGUUAACAUUCUGUUAUAAUGUUUUAUGAUUGUAUAUAUUGUUUUUACAAUUUAAAUUAAAGUUAUUUUAAAGUGAUGUUAUAGAAAUGUCUUGGAAUUUAAAUACAUGUACACUUUACUUGUGCCACACAUAUGUCGCAAACAGUCACAAAUUAAUCGUCGUUUUUAGUUCCGCCGUCGGAUUAUCCAAAUCGGGAUCUCAUUACAGUAACCGAAACGUAAAUACUUUUUUAUUUUGUAUUACGUCACCGGACUGUUUUAUCGAGAUAAAUGUAUUUAUUCUAUGUCUUAUGAACCUUUACUGUGCUGCACAUUUGUCAAUCUUAAUUUAUUGUAAGGAAACAAUUAGUGUAUGUGUAAGGGGAGAUGAUCAGAUUGUAUUUAGACGACACACGACUUAUGUUAGUUUCACACGAAGGCAGCAUAGCGAGACAGAUUAGUGAACAGUGCAGUACUACAAUUGUUUGAAUUAUGCUACUUGUACACGAAAGCAGUAAUUCAACAGUCAGAAUAAUCAAAACUGUACUGUUCUGUCUCCCAGUGUGCUAUCAAGCAAUAGCAGAACUGCAUUGACGUAUUGGUCUACCUUACUUUACUGCUCUUCUAUGAAAUUUUACUAUGACGGAUGCUUUACAACUUGCCGUUUACAAUCUGACCAACUCCGUUGAUGGUUAAGUCGAAUUAUGUAACUUUAACCAAAAACUUAUUUAUUAUUAAGAUGCAUAAAUAUAAUGUUGACGUCAAUAUUGGUGUAUAUUCAGGUUCAUUAUUGGUGUCUUCUCAUCUAUUCUCGAAGUCUUAUUCAUCUUGUGUGGGUUAAGUUGUAAACUAUGACCCUUUAGAUUAAGCAUUAUUCAGUAUAAUUUACUGCUUUACCAAAUAACAUGUCGUAUUAUAGUGCUUCAAGAUCUUUUGAAUUUAAAACUCUUGAUGUAUUUUAGAUUUUUUUUAACGUAUAUCUAUAAAGAAAUUCCCUUCUGUUCUGCCUAUCCACUACUGUGCCUUCUAGUUCUCUGUACAAAUAGGUUAUUCUAUACUUUAUUUAUUUUAAAUAUUAAGCCUUCAUUAAUUUUCUAUCAAUUUAAACUCUUUACAUCUAUAAAUUAUAAAAUCAUGUUGUUUAGUUUAACAAUUUUAACAAGGUGUACUUAAGCUAGUCUCUGGCCAUGAAAAUCUGAUUAAAAUUAUGUUUAAACAUGCGCUUACUUUUAAGAUCUUAUUGUAAAUGUUUUCAGUGCAGCUGAAUUUAAUCUUAAAUAACGAUCAAGUUUUUAACUAAGGAAAAUUACCAUUGAAAGAGUUAAUUACCUUAAGAGUUAAUUUUUCGUGGGUCCCCCUUAUACCAUAAAGAUAAAAAUGAAUUCUAAAGUAAUUGAAAUCAACAAUUUAUUAAAAGAAUAAAAA
Molecule: messenger RNA, 2565 nt
Organism: Papilio xuthus (Asian swallowtail)
Lineage: Eukaryota; Metazoa; Arthropoda; Insecta; Lepidoptera; Papilionidae
Product: neuronal calcium sensor 2
Exons: 5
Coding region: 487-1047 (186 amino acids)
Molecular function (GO): calcium ion binding
Source: RefSeq, a predicted model, not a curated record